Molecule: messenger RNA, 5586 nt
Organism: Vitrella brassicaformis
Lineage: Eukaryota; Vitrellaceae
Source: the annotation of a GenBank genome assembly
GGUGAGAUGACGCAGGGAAUGACUCGAGAUCUGCACAGGCAGUGUUGAAAGCGAUGACUGCCGAGUCGCCCGGAUGGAUGCACGACACAUGGAGAUGGCCGAGGGCGCUCGUAUUGCUGCUUGCUGUGGUCGUGAUGAUCUGCCCGGCCGUCUCGCAGAUGAUGUCUGCAGAGUCAUCGAGGUGAGACGAGCGAAAUGAAUCAUAUCACAUCACUAUGGCUAACGUGCAUUUCUAAUGUGUUUGUCACUGCGUGUGUGUUGUCUGUGCUGCAGGUUGUUGAUAGAAGACAUGUACCGCCACGCGUGGACGUCUUACGUGGAGCAUGCCUUCCCUGCCGACGAACUGCAACCCGUCGCGUGAGUGAGCCAUCGACAGUCAGACAGUCAGACAGACAGACGUCCAUGCGCCGCUUAUUCCCUUCCCUCUCUCUCUCUGGUCAGGUGCAUUCCCCGUCUGCACCGCACUCGGGGCGCGAUGGACUCGAUCAUCGCCAAUGUGUCGCUCACGGCCGUCGACGCACUCGACUCGCUGCUGGUAGCUGAUGUCUUGUCUGUGCCUGUUGGCCUGGAUGUAUUCUUGUGUGUGUGUGUGUGUGUCAGAUUUUCGGCUAUGAGGAUGACUUCAGGCGAGUGGUGCAGCACAUCAUCGCCAACGUCACAUUCGAUAAGGUCAGAUCGGCCAAACACGACAGCAACCAUACACCCAUCAUCACACGGUCUGCUGUUCCUUCGUGUGUGUGUCUACGUGUGUGUGUGGGUGAAGGAUUUGGAGGUGUCCACAUUUGAGAUGAACAUUCGUGUGCUGGGUGGGCUCAUAUCGGGACACCUGCUGGCACUGGCAUCUCCCAAGCUGCUGCCCGAGUACAAGGUCCAUCCAUCGCACGCACUCUCUCUCUCUCUCUGUGCACGGAAUGGAUGUGUGUAUGUGUGAAUCGCAAAGGGCGAGCUGCUGGUGUUGGCUGAAGAUUUGGGUCAUCGGCUGGCCAGGGCGUUCGAGUCGCCAACCGGCAUCCCUUUCACACGGGUCGGUGGGUGGGGUGGGUGAGGGGGUCAUGUGCAUCACAAAUAAGCCAGCAUGUCAACGCGCAGGAGCAGACGUUAGAAUUCUCUUGUCUGCUGUCCGGCACGUGUGUGAUCGAGUGUGUGCAGGUGAACUUGCGUCGAGGCGUGUCGCGCAACGCCCCCCGGCGGACGUCGGUGGCCGAGGCGGGGACGUACCUGAUGGAGUUCGGGAUGCUCACGGCACUCACCGGCAACCAAACAUUCUACGUGACCGACCGAGGGCGGGAUGCACACUCACUCACUCACUCACUCACCGACCACCCUUCCUUCCUUCCUUGAUGCGUGUGCAAUUCUCUCUUUGUCUUUGUGUGUGUGGAUGUGUGGAUGUGCAGAUGUUGGCAAAGCAGUCGUCCAUCGCGAUAUUCUACAGACGGUGGGUGUGUCAAGUCGAGACGAGGGGAAAACAUCUCACUCACUCACUGGUUGUGCAUUGUCAUUGUGUUGUUUGUUGUGAUCUGGUCCCCCUCCCCUCCGCUCCUCUCCCCUCCCCUCGCCCAGGUCGUCGUUGGGUUUGGUGGGGAGUGUGGUUGACGUCACCAGCGGUGCCGUCAUGGACGGCACCUCCACCAUCGGACCGAACUGCGACUCUUUCUACGAGUCAGUCAGUCGGGCAGACAGGCACCUGACCUACCUGCACGUGACCUCGCCCAUGCGUGUGUGUGCUGCUGCUUUGCCAGGUAUUUGCUCAAAGCUUACUUUCUCUUCGAUGAUCGAGAGCUUUAUGACAUGUUCCAGCCGGUCUGGGAUGGGAUACACACAACCAUCCAAUGUCUCUCGUCAUGCAGAUGUCGUGUGUGAAUGGUUCGUUGUCGAUGUGUGUUCAGUUGGCCGAGGCCAUCGACCGGCACCACCGCUUCGAGGGUUUCUACUUCAGCACCGACGCCUACAGGGGCACGUGGCUGCACCAGCAGGUCUCGCCACUCGCCGCCUUCUGGGGAGGCACACAGGUCCCCACUCACAGACAACACGCAGCCCAACCAAUCGGACACUCACCAUCCAUCCGUCAAGUGUGUAGUGUGUUGUGUCUACCAGGUCUCGUUGGGUGAUCUGUUGGGUGCGUCGGCCACUGCCCACUACUGGUAUGCCCUCUGGCGCAUCCACGGGGCUCUCCCAGAAGGUAACCAACCCCUCCCUCCCUCCCCCUCUCUCCCGAUUCACGUCUUGUGUUGUGUGAUUCUCCCUGCACAGGGUUCGACGUGGAGUCUCUGCGCGCCCUGACCCACCUGCGGGACUCGCCCCUGCGCCCCGAGCUGUACGAGACCAACUACUACGUCUACCAGGCCACCAAGCUGCCCAUACACAUGACCAUGGCGGAGGAGUACGCCGCCCAGAUCAACAACAGGAGCAGAGUGGCGUGCGGCUUCGCGUCGAUCAAAGGUCACGUGGGGCAGAGGGGGGAGGGGCGAGGGGGGUGAGCGUAUCGUGUGUUGCUUUGUGUGUGGUGUGUGGUCUGUGGUGUGUAUGUUGUUGGUUGUAGAUGUGAGGAAGGAGGGGUCUCAUGAUGAGAGGAUGGACAGGUGGGGGGGUGGGUGGCCUGCAUGCUUGGAGGAAACAUGUGUGUGUGCGUCUGUCUCUCCGCCUGUUUAUCGUUGUCCAGCUACUUCCUGAGCGAGACCCUCGUUUACCUCUACCUCACCGUCACGCCACCAGCCGUCAUCGACCAACGGGUACACACACACACACACACACAGAGGAGAUGGACCAGCCUCCCUUCCCUCCCAUACAUGCAGCUGCCCUUCCCCCUGGCGCACACCGUCUUCACGACGGAAGGCCACCUCUUCCCCGCACCACGACUCAUCCCGCACCUGCUGCCAAACGGCACCGCACGCUUCAGCACCACCAACAGCAGCAGGGCCGACAACCACACAGACGGUGGUGGUGGUGGUGAGUAUGGCCGUGGCGAGCAGCAGGUGCAUCCGAUGGGCUUCCACAAGUUCAUUGUCAACCUGCCACCGGCCCUCGUCGAGACAAGACCCGUCGACAAGUCAGUCAGGAACCACACACACAGAGAAGAAAGGAAUCCACACACGGAAACAAGCGUGUGUGUGCGUGUUGUAUACUUAGGUGUCCGAGAGUGUCAUUCCUGGACCACGAGUCAUCCGCCGCCCGCAACGACGUCGUGUGGGUCCCCCGCGCGCCCACCUCCGCCCUGUCCCGCACCACGCACACCAAGUGCCACCACGAGAUGGCCUUCGCGACGGUCGUCAUCCGCCCUCCAGUGCCGCUGGACGGACCCAACGACUUCGCUGACGACCCCUCGUCGCCAGCCCCCUUUGCCCUUCACGUCAAGGGCACCGCCACGAGUGGCUUCACCGGCGCGGUGCCGCCCUUCCCGGUGUCACAGAUGUAUCACGUCAGCGGCAACCAUCGCGUGUUCUGCCCGUUUUACCCCAACCCGCCACUGCGAAAAGCGAGGGAGGUGCGUGGGAGUGGGGUCGGCGACGGGGCGUGCGCGUGCCGCUGGUGCGCCUGCAAUGGGGAGCAGGAUGGUGGGGAGGAGGACGGGGAGGGGGAGAGCUGCCACGUCAACGAGACGCUCCCAUCCCAUGAACUGGUGGCUUCAUGCGGCCACCGGCUGAUCGACGGAGAUAGGUUGGUGCUGUGGGACGGUGGUACUGGUGGAGGGUGUGUGGGGUGCUACUGCUGCCGACACGGCGGCGCGACCAGGGGCUCUGCGCGGUGCCAGUGCGAAAACGGCCUGGUGGCGCCGAUGUGCCACUGCCGAUGCCUCAAUCGGACUGAGAGUGACGCUGACGCCAUGGCGGUGUGCGGCGACACCGGCGAGAUCCGCUCUGUCCCCCUCACCUCCCUCGCCCAUCUGGAGGUGCCCCUGCUGCCUGGCGUGCCGUCCUUUCUGCUCGACCGACGGGGCCCGAUGAUGAAAGGCGGAGACCAUCGAUCACAGCACCACCAACACCACCACCACCACAGGCACCGACAAGAGCCAUCAAGCCCAGACCAAGGGCAGGAGGAGCACGGCAGUAGCUACCGGUCGUGGAUGGGCAGCCUGCAGCACCGGUUCGCCUACUGCUUCGAGCCGCCCGACGUCUUUGACUGGUUCACCUGGACCAUCACCGGCACCUGGCGGCGGGACCCGCGACACAACAACCACCAUGGCGAUCGUGGCGACGGCUAUGAUGACACCUCUCCAGUCUAUUCGGCCGACGAGAUCGAGGCCGUCGACUGGCGGCUGUCGGUGAGGGCGGCGCAGAUGUGUCUUGCGAAUGCGACCAGGGGAGGUGACGGUGGGGGGCUGUGGCGUGGGGUGAGGGUGGGGAGUGUGUCUCAGCUGCCGCCUGACCACACGCAGGGCGACGAGGGGCUGUCGAUUGUCAGAGGCAGGCGCUCCAUCAACACGUCAAGGUGAGUAGUGAGAAAAAGCCAGACAUACCUGUGACGCCCAUUGGGUAUCUGUCUGUCUGUGUGCAGGCGGCGCGUGACGCCCGGCAAGGGCAUGGGCGAGUUCCGUUUUGACAGCCCCAGCGAGGCGACACUUGCCUUUGGGCGGCCUGUGGUGAUUGCUGACCCGUCUGAAGCAUGCACGCCCCUGCAGACGACCGACGAUCGGCCGUUUGCCUACCUGAACAAGGUAGGUCUGUCAUACCGAGAGAGAGGGCCCUUCAAUUGUGCAUUGAUUGUGUCAUGACUUACUUGGUGUGUGUGCACAGGUAGUGUUGAUAGAGCGUGGCUCAUGUCUGUUUGUCGAUAAGAUCAGCGCGGCGGAGGACGCCGGCGCCGCUGCUGUGCUCAUUGUCAACUACCCUCACAGAAAAGGCAAGCCAGCCACGCUGCCCACACACACAACCACACAGGGAGGGCCACAGAGGGAGAGGGAGAGGGCUGGGGUUCCAUCCACUGCUGUCUGUGGGCGGACGUAUGUGUGUGUGCAGCUCAAGUGAUGACGGGCCCCGCGGCCCAGCCGGGUGUGAGCGGCCCACAGGUGCACAUCCCCGCGAUCAUGAUCUCUGCCGAAGAUGGCGACACUAUACGGUCAGCCAGGCACACAGGCACUCACAGACAGACAGACAGACAGACAGACAGAAGCUGUCCACCAUCCCCCUCAUUAUCCCUCGUGGCCGUAUGUCUGUCUGUAUGUGUGUGUGCAGGGAGCUGGUGUCAUCUCUUGGUGACUUCAUCUCUGUCCACCUGUAUGCGCCGCCCAGGCAGACGUCACACAUACUCGGGCAGCGCAGGAGGGCCGUGCGCAGACGACACGCGGCACGAUCAGCAGCCAACGCCUGACGACGAGCGCAGCGUGUUGGGUCGCUGUGCUGUCUGUACGUGCUGCCGAUCGGCUGUGUACCAGUAUAUUGAAAUUCUUGCCUUCCGCUGCGUAUGAAUCAGCGGCGACGCACGAAAUGGUGGCGGGUGACGUGAUCCCCGCUCACCCUCCCGUGAUCCGGCGCUACGUGAUGCGCAACAAAAGGGAUGGAUGGAUGGAUGGAUGGACGCAAGAGUGAGAUACGUGUUGUGUGCGUGUGGAUGUGCGUGGUGGACUGACUGAAUCUCUUCAAACCGACCGAC